Molecule: messenger RNA, 1570 nt
Organism: Harpegnathos saltator (Jerdon's jumping ant)
Lineage: Eukaryota; Metazoa; Arthropoda; Insecta; Hymenoptera; Formicidae
Gene: NitFhit
Product: ntrilase and fragile histidine triad fusion protein NitFhit
Exons: 7
Coding region: 173-1111 (312 amino acids)
Biological process (GO): nucleobase-containing compound metabolic process
Molecular function (GO): bis(5'-adenosyl)-triphosphatase activity; hydrolase activity, acting on carbon-nitrogen (but not peptide) bonds, in linear amides
Source: RefSeq, a predicted model, not a curated record
ACUUGUAAAAAUAUAUGCUACCUUUAUCUAGUUCCAGUAUUCAGUAUAGCUAAAAAGAACAAAGUUAACCUAAAAUAAGCUUGGCUGAUCCAUCGUUGAGUUGUAUUACUUAAAGAUAGACGCAGCAGUAAUAUAACGAUAUAAUACAAUUAUUAUCAACAAUGCGAUAAAAAUGAGACGCACGUGGCCCGUUAUCGUUCAAUCGUGCAUCUUAAAAUAUUGCAGCAUACAGCCAGUAAAACGUUGCAUCAGCACAAUGACAAAUCCACUAAUCGCAGUAUGUCAAAUGCGAUCAAUAUCUAAUAAGAUAAAAAACUUGGAAGUUGUGACCUCGUUAGCAAUGGAAGCCAAACGCAGAUCAGCUGCAAUAGCAUUCUUUCCGGAAGCUUGUGAUUACUUGGCAGAUAACAAGAAGGAUAUUGUUGCUAUGGCAGAGCCUUUGACUGGACAGACAGUAGAAUCUUACAAAGAAAUUGCUGCUAAAAAUAAUAUCUGGUUAUCCUUAGGUGGAAUUCAUGAAGCUUUGCCAGAUGAUGCACAAAAAAUUUACAAUACACAUAUAUUGAUAAAUAAUGAGGGACAAUUGGUAGCUGCAUACAGAAAGAUACAUUUGUUUGACAUGGAUAACAAGGACACUGGAGUACGUUUGAUGGAAUCAGACUAUGUAAUGAAAGGGGUCGAAAUCGUGCCACCUAUAGCUACACCAAUCGGCAAACUCGCGCUCAGUAUUUGUUAUGAUAUGCGAUUUCCCGAGUUAUCCCUGAUCCUGCGCAAUAUGGGAGCGCAGAUCCUCACAUAUCCGUCAGCGUUCACCUAUCAGACUGGUGCUGCACACUGGGAGGUGAUGCUGCGAGCACGAGCCAUAGAAAAUCAGUGUUACGUCGUAGCUGCCGCCCAGACCGGCGCACACAACAAGAAGAGAGUGAGCUGGGGUCAUGCCAUGAUUGUGGAUCCAUGGGGAGCUGUUGUAGCACAGUGUGCUGAGAAAACAGGCAUAGCUACUGCAGAGAUUGAUUUAGAGUUGUUGGAGAAAGUUAGGAAAAAUAUGCCAUGUGAGGAACAUCGUCGUACUGACUUGUACUCCAAACUGGAUUAUCAAGAGUCCAUUUAAUAUCAAAUAUCAUGUGCAGGGACUUAAUAAAAGUCACAGGAAAUAUUUCCAAUGCUUCCCAUUCAGACUUGAAAGCUGCUUUUGGAUCAGGAGGCAUAGACAUUGCAGCACCUGACACCUGAUCUUGCAGCAAUCUUGAAGUAUCUGCAGCAUUAUUUUCACCGAGCACAAGUGUAUAAAUGGAUCUCAAUCCAAAUACAUUAAGGAAAUACCACGAAGCUGAGGAGACCCAUGCAGCAUCCAAUGUAACCAACUCUAUACCUCGUUGCAGCAUUGGCUUGAAACGUAGUGUCAAUGGAAAUGGUACUUUUGCUGAAAUAAAAAUGUCAUAAGAUGAUUAGAAGCAGAAAAACUUAUCUCAAUAUUUAUUAAGAUAAACUGAUCCUUUUGGUAUAACUGAAAUUUAAUUGGAAGAAUGUUAAAUACAGCAUUAUAAAUGGAAAUACAAAUGGCACAAUA